GUGCCUGUCAGUCCUCCAUUACAGGACCCCAAAGUAACAAUGAACCGAACUAACAAGCCAGCGUAGGAAACCAACCAAAUCCAAAUACUACUUGUAGGAGCCACGCCAUAAACUAAACUCUAUCCCCGCCCCAGCCACCGGUCCCGAACUGAGUUAUGGAAGCCCCGCCCGUUCGUACUAAUAGUAUUGUAAGUGUAGAUUCCUCAGCCGGCUGGCGGAACUGCGCAUGCGUACUGCUCUUUCCUGGAGUUUUGCUGCUGGGUCGCCAACAAGUUGCAAAUUUCAUUAGAUGCGCUCAGCCCGGCCGGGAUCGCGUCACUGAGCCGGUACCGGGAACCGCACGGUCACACCGGGGCUCGGAAACAGCAGUGAGCAAGGAUAUGGAAUGGAUGCCAUAGUCAACCACAACUGUGAUGGGAUCAGCCUGAUUAAGGUGAAGGAAGAAACCAAAUUUGUGCUUGAAGCCUUUUUAAAGAGAUCCUUGAGCCAAGAAGACGCCAGCAAUGUGGGGCACGUGGGACGCACUUACCAUGACCCUAAAAAAUACAGCAACAGGUUGAAUCGAGAUGAGGGGAAGGAAGUAUCUUCAAAGAAACCUCAGAAAAGUGAGAAAAAGAAGUCAAAAGAACCUGCCCAAGGAAAAGAUGAGAAAAGCUGGAGCACAGUUGCUGGUGGAGCGUCAGCUCAGGAGGAAAAUGGACACUGGAAUUCUCUUCAUGAAGAGAUCAACCGGGUAGAAGAGACCAAGCACGACUUCAAGACAAACAUUAAGAAGCUCCUGCGACGAAACAGUCAGUUGAAGGAGAAAGCAGCCAGCAUUAAAUACAAGGGGGGAAACAUUCACAGCAAAUCCAGGGACUCGCUAGACAAUGUGCUGGAUGACUCCAGUAAAAGCGCCAGCAAAAGAGAUUCCUUGAAGCGACCCAAAUCCCCCAACCCUUUACUCGCUUGUACUGUAGCGGGCUCUGUUGACUCCUUGGUGCUGGAGGCCCAGACUAAGACAGAGAAUCCAGACAAAGAUAUUCAGGGGGUGCAAAAGAAACAGAGUCGACCUUUUUCCAUUAAAAAUAUUUUAAAGAAAAAGCAGAAAGAUCACGGAUCAGAGGCAGAUGUUCCACAUGCAAGACCGAGCUUUCUGCCACUGGACCCUUGCUACAAAAAAGAUGACCCACAUUCGCGUGCUCAGGAUAUCGGGAAAACUGACGAGGCUGAAAUUUACAGUUUGGCUGCAAAGAAGUUGGACAAACUAGUGAAACACCAGAGGCUGAAGAGCCCAACGGCAACCACUGCUCCGCCAUUCCCGCCAAGUGCUGAAAAAAGUGAUGAAAAGACACAGUUAAUUGAAAACAACAAUGACGCAGGAAGCAAAGUUUCACAUCCCGAAGGUAAAGACGAGGUUAUUCGCCAGCUGGUAGUGCUGCUUCAAGAGCAGGCGAAUGUCAUCAACGAUAAGAUUAACAGUGAUCCCUUUUUAAGAAACACGCUCAGCAGGAUGUCGUAUGGCAGCUUUUCAAAGCUAGCAGAGGUCUUUACUAGCCAGGCCGAGGUACCAACUGAAGUAGCUGGAGUCCGUGUGAGCCCUGAACUGACAAAGAUUGCCCUUACUAUGGAGCUAACCAGGAAGGUUGCUGGAAUCAACAGCCAUGCUGUGCACCAGCUGAUGGGCUAUAGUAUGGCAUACAUGGAUAUGUUUGUACCGUGGCUACAGAAGCAAGGGGGCUGGGAGAACAUUAUUUCUCAAGAUGAUAUUCCAGACUUUCAAAUUGAUUAAAACCAGAAACUCUCGUCUACCUCAGAGCCGCAGCACUUAAGGUGUGAAGCUGAUAGUGGUCUUUUUAUCUAUUCGGCUCUUUUGGGAACUACACAAGCCAGAAGAGUGGAUGUGUGCCACAAUUAGGUGCUGGUGGCAUUUGGCUGCUUAAAUGACUUGCAAAAACAAGAGAAUGUUUUGUACAACUUUAAGAAAACCUCAGGGGAUGAUUCUUGUCAAUCCUUUUUUUACUUCAAAUUUUUAAAAAAAUAUUUUUUAGUUGACACUUGAGCCAAUUGUGUUUUCUCAGGAAGAGAAGGUUUUGUUGCUACCUAAUAACAACGGUUCAAAGAAAGGAUGUCCUAUGUUAAAAUUGCAGCAUUUGCAUUUAUAUACAGUACGUACUAGUGGGGGCUGCCUUGGACUUAUGGGGAAUUACAAACCAUUAGCAUCAUGGCUGAUAGGGCAGUUUAUCUCCUGAAAGCACUUCCUAAGGAAACUUCCCAUGGAAACUUCCAGACACCACUUGUAAAGGUGGUUAUUGGUCCGAAAACAUUCUAAUGUUCUCAUUUUCAGGGUGGGAACCACCUGUACCAUCAUAGUUAGGAGGUUUCCAUCAAAGGCAAUGGGAAGCAGCAUGAGUGGUUUGGGGCACUUCUUAAAAACUGUCCCAUGUGCCAAUAGCCUUCCACAGGGCAGUUUAAUGCUAAUCUAGAAACAAUAGUAAAUCAGUACACAAAGGGGCAGAUUUGUCAAAGUACGAGUUCGAAUCCCGAAAUGGGUAAAAUUCGGAUUAGAUACGAUAAUUUCUGAUGAUUGGUAAUGUCACGAAAUGCAUAAGAAAAAAUCGUAAUAUUGUAUUGGCAAUCCGAAAGUCACUAAAUUUUCUGAACGAUCGUAAACGGUGGGAAAAGCUUUCUGACUGAUUUUGGAAGCCUCCCAUAUGACUCAAUGGCACUCUGCAGCUCCAACCUGGCCCAAGGAAAGUCUCCCAUAGGGCUCAAUGGCACUCUGCAGCUCCAACCCGGCCCAAGGAUAGUCUCCCAUAGGGCUCAAUGGCACUCUGCAGCUCCAACCUGGCCCAAGGAAAGUCUCCCAUAGGGCAUUCGGACGCCUUCGGAGCGUUUGUGGAUUAGUAAAUGUGCCCCUUUGUGUAGUGUUUUACUAUUGUUUCUAAAUUUGUGAACCAGUUUAGCAUUAAACUGCCCCGUGCAAAUACUGUAUAUCCCUAUAUAUUUAUCCAUUCCACUGACUUGAGUAUUGAUUUCUCAAGUAAGAUGCACCCACUGCCUACGCACAAAAAAAUUGCUUUUGGUGAUUGCAAACAGAAAUGCUUCAGCUUUUCAAGGGCAACUGACCCUAGCACUGACUGCUAGGCAAACUAGUGAUGCAAUUUCCGGCAACAGAAGAACAGACCAAAGCAACUAACUGUACCAUUGAGGUUUACAUGUUUCAAGUUUUCUGGUACUGUUAUCCAAGGGAUCAUCUUUUAGGUGAAAGUAACAAACCUUUUGGCUUUAAUGAAUCAAGGAACAAAGAGUAGUGUAACAUAAAACCCUGCCAAAUGUAAAAUACAGAUGUGUUCAUGUGUUUUUUAACUUUUUUAAUUUGCAUUCUCAAAAAGGGAAUAUAAGGGAGUCAUAAGACAGAACAUGUAAUACCAAUUAAUGACAGUCCACGGUGCUCUUGGGGUACUAGACAUAUUCCGACUUUAAUAGACCAAGUUGGAAGUAUUAUAUGGACUAUGCUCAACUAAGUUGAACUGUAUUGUAAAUCCCUUUGCUGCCAGAGUCACUAAUGCAAUGUAUAUAUGACCUGUACAUAUUUUUAUAAUUGGAUUUUUUUUUUAAAAUAAUUCAAUGAUUAUUUUUUAUUUCAUUUUAUAAACUUGAUUUGAAUCAAUUUAUAGUGUAAAAGGGGUUUGGAUUUUUAAGGUGUAACAAGUAGGGAUGCACCGAAUCCAGGAUUCGGUUCAGUUUUUUCGACAGACUAAGCUAAUUAGGAUUUGGAAGGGUUAAAUGUCCUUGUGAACAUGGAAGUGAAAAAAUGUUACCCCUUCCAGUUCCUAAUUAGCAUCUGCUAAUUAGGAUUCGGUUCGGUAUUCGGUCGAAUCCCUUGGGAUGGAUUCGGGGGUUUGGUGCAAGGUGUUUUAUGCAGCAAAAAUAAGGUGUCUGUCUAUGCACUGGGAAGGCGCACUUUAGAGCAGAACAAAAAGAAAUCUGUGCUAUCUGUGUUUUCUGUUGCUACUAAAAAAUACCAUGUGAAAAAGUUUAAAACACUUAAUAUUUCAAUGUGAAGUUUACCUUCAAAUCAGCACUGACAUGUACUGUAGAUAUAUUGCCACUGUAGCAUUUUUAAGGUAAUGGUACAGGGUGUGAGGAGAAAUACCCCUGCAUAGAGUAUUAUAGUAAUCGAACCGAUCCAGCCGGUCAGUGCAGAGUGCAGUUACCAUGUUAGUCUGUGCAGGGGUAUUUACAAGUGUUUAACCCUGGGGUCUGCAUACCAUCCCUCUGCUUAUUCCCCUCUCUCCCCAAUCUCUGGUAUCUUUCCCAUAGAUCAUUCCCCUCUAAUUGUGUCACACCUCCCCCCCCCAUUUGUGCCUGGGGCACAUACAUCUUCUGCCUACCCAAAGUUACCACUUUGUCUGCUGCAUUAUAUAAAAAUCACCAGAAUGCCCUUGUUCCAUUGACAAUCUUAGGUGCAGUGGAUGUAAAUUAUAGCAGUAAAAAUUGUCCAAAAUUAACCCAUGUGCCAUUGCCUUUUUAGGUUAUAUUGUUCUUUAACUGGAGCAUCAGUAAGGUUGGGCACUACAGAUUACAUGUUUUUAAAUGCAAAGUGGACACUUUUUUAAAUUAAUGUUUACAGGAAUUUGGGAACCUAUUGUCUAACCUAUGGGUUAGAAAAGAGAUCCCCACAUCUUUAUAAUGCUUUAUAAUCAGGUGAAGUUCCUUGCAAUAGAACAGAGCAGUUACAAUGAGGUGCAUUUUUGAUUCCAAACCAGUUUUUGGGGUGAAAAGCUGAUUCGUCUGCUUUGAUAAACCUCAAAUAUAUUAGAAAGGUAAAGAAACUGACUUAAAUUUCCUGUAAAUGUCUCCUUUCUUUAAUGCCCUCCACAGUGCUGUGAAUGUACGACUGUGAUUAGCACCUUAUUUGAAAAUAUGGCUGUUCUAAUGUUUAACUGCUGAAGAUUUAUUAAAAUAGACUUUACAAGA
Messenger RNA from Xenopus tropicalis (tropical clawed frog), 4962 nucleotides. RefSeq names its product BCL2-like 12 (proline rich) (gene bcl2l12). Gene Ontology annotation, biological process: regulation of apoptotic process. The coding region runs from base 386 to 1771 and encodes 461 amino acids. Lineage: Eukaryota; Metazoa; Chordata; Amphibia; Anura; Pipidae. The record is from RefSeq and is a predicted model, not a curated record. The transcript is spliced from 7 exons.